This is a messenger RNA of Elaeis guineensis (African oil palm), 2395 nucleotides long. RefSeq names its product protein NUCLEAR FUSION DEFECTIVE 4. NCBI's taxonomy places the organism in Eukaryota, Viridiplantae, Streptophyta, Magnoliopsida, Arecales, Arecaceae. Gene Ontology annotation, cellular component: membrane. The record is from RefSeq and is a predicted model, not a curated record.
AUUAUCUCCCCGGUCCGCCUUCUCACCACUUGCAUUCUCCAUGCACUAUUAGUUCCCCCUCCCCCUCACUCCCCUUCCCUUCCCCAACCUAAAACUCGCUAACUGUAGACCUCUUUGUGCGUACAAAGGGAUCGAUACUCAUUCAAACUACUCCUAGCUAUUUGGAGUCGGCUUUCGUUAAAAAAGAAAAAAACAAAAAAAUGGUGUUCGUCGGAGGAAUUGUUGGCGCCACCGGUGGACUAAGAGCAGAUGCAUUCCGGUUGGCGGUGCAGGUGAUUCGGGGGCGAUGGUUCAUGUUCUUUGCGUCGUUCCUUAUCAUGGCGGCCUCCGGCGCCACCUACAUCUUCAGCAUCUACUCCAACGACAUCAAGACCUCCCUGGGCUAUGACCAGUCGACCCUCAAUACCCUGUCCUUCUUCAAGGACCUCGGCGCCAACGUCGGCAUCCUCUCCGGCCUCAUCAACGAGGUCACCCCUCCCUGGGUCGUUCUCGCCAUCGGCUCCGUCAUGAAUCUCUUCGGCUACCUCAUGAUCUACUUCGCCAUCACCGGCCGCAUCGCCCGCCCCGCCGUCUGGCAGAUGUGUCUCUACAUAUGUAUCGGAGCCAACUCCCAGUCCUUCGCCAACACCGGCUCGCUCGUAACCUGCGUCAAAAACUUCCCGGAGAGCCGCGGGGUCGUGCUCGGCCUCCUCAAGGGCUUCGUCGGCCUCAGCGGCGCCAUCUUCACCCAGCUCUACUCGGCCAUCUACGGCGACGACUCCAAGUCCCUCGUCCUCCUCAUCGCGUGGCUCCCCGCCGCCAUCUCCAUCGUCUUCGUCCGCACCAUCCGGCUCAUGAAGGCUGCGAGCGUCCCCUACAAGACCUCCAAGCCCUUCUACUGCUUCCUUUACAUCUCCAUCGCCCUUGCCACUUUCCUCAUGGUCAUCAUCGUCGUCGAACAGCGAUUCUCCUUCUCUCGCCCCGAGUCCAGCAUCGCUGCUGUCAUCGUCCUCCUCCUCCUCUUCCUCCCUCUCGCAGUUGUCGUCAAAGAGGAGCUCAAGAUCUUCAGACAAGAGAAGGAAGCCCUCGAAAACCCUGCCCCUCUCUCUGUAUCCGUCGAAAAGCCGGCGAUUACAGAACCGCCGCCGCCGGAGCCGAAACAAGUCCCGGCCACCACCCCAUCCACCAUUCCGACGACGACGACCACCACCACCACGUCUACUAAGAAGAAAUCGGCCAUAUCUGGUGUCAUCGACACCCUCAAGCCUCCGGAGCGUGGCGAGGACUACUCCAUUCUCCAAGCCCUCUUCAGCAUCGACAUGUUCGUCCUCUUCUUCGCCACCAUUUGCGGAGUCGGCGGCACCCUGACGGCGAUCGACAACAUGGGCCAGAUCGGGCAGUCGUUGGAAUACCCGGACCGGAGCAUCAAGACCUUCGUCUCUCUCAUAAGCAUAUGGAAUUAUGCCGGCAGGGUCACCGCCGGGUUCGUCUCUGAGAUCAUCCUUGCCAAAUAUAAAUUCCCCCGGCCUCUCGCACUCACCUUCGUUCUCCUCCUCUCCUGCGUCGGCCACCUCCUCAUCGCCUUCGGUGUGUCGCAAUCUCUCUACGUCGCAUCGGUGAUCAUCGGCUUCUGCUUCGGAGCUCAGUGGCCGCUACUCUUCGCUAUAAUCUCGGAGAUCUUCGGUCUCAAGUACUACUCCACUCUGUACAACUUUGGCGGCGUGGCGAGCCCAAUCGGGUCGUAUAUACUGAACGUGAGGGUCGCCGGUCACCUAUACGAUAGGGAGGCGAACAAGCAGAACAGUGGACUAACGAGGACUGACGGCAAGGACUUGACUUGCGUUGGAGUUGAGUGUUUUAAGCUUUCUUUCAUUAUUAUCACGGCGGCGACCGUGUUUGGUGCUUUUGUUUCACUGAUAUUGGUAUGGAGGACGAGAAAUUUCUACAAGGGCGAUAUAUAUGCGAGGUAUCGGGCGGCGGCAGCCGCGACGGAGAAUGGGGCGGCCAUGGGGACUGUUAUUGCAGCUGGUAAAGAGGUAGAGGAGGACAAAACUAUUUCCUCCGAGGUGGUGGUGCCAAAUAGGGAUAAGAACAAAAGUUGAAAAACAGGAUAACGGUCAAAAAGAGCAAGCGUGGAUCCCGGAGCACCGCAGAGUGUGGUGCAUCGUAUGCACCGUCAAUCAUACGAUGGAUGGCUGUAUGCGACCGUCCAUGGUGUGCCAGCACCGUGGAGAACCCGCGCUCUGGAGCUGUUGGCGUGGGUUGGCGGUGUGCUAAUUCCUCCUGCUUUGACUUGUAUUAGUGCCGAGAAAUUUUCUUGUAAGACUUCUUUUUACUCGGUUGAAGUGUAAGAUGUAUAAAAAGUUUCAAAGCUUUUAUAGUUUGGAUUGAUGCAAUCAUACAGUUCGUGGGUCCG